UGCGCCACUCCUGAGUGCGACACGAGAGAGCGUGGAGUCCUUUGUCUGCCUAUAGCACGGAUCAGUAAUGCCCCGCGGGAAACUGGCUGCCGACGAGAUGGGCAGCAGUGCGUCAGCAACAGUCGCCAACGCAACAUGCUUCACCGUGGUAAUCCGUGGGGACUCCACCAUGGCCUUCACGAUAACUAAGCGUUCAGGCCCCCGUCCACGUCAUGCGAAACGAAAUUGCUUCUAACCAUGCAGAAGAGGAAACAAUAUCUAGGAGCGGAAGACUUCUACAAAGGCAAGAGAUCACCACCCUUUCUCAAUACAAUGGAAGUGUCUGUCCCUAACCCUAUGCCAGGUCUAAGAUUGUUGGAUUCUAAGUUGGCGGCGAUACCGAUUAUCGUCGCUUUUGCACCCAUUAAAGUCAUAGCGGCCGGAGGAUUCUUCGCAGUGGCGCAUCUCAAGAACCGACAAACCACGAAGGACCUAGACUACCUGCUGGAACCCGACUGGGCCAACGACAAUGACAUCAAACAAUCGCUUCGCGAGGCAAUUGUGCAGGUAGCGGAUGAGCUCGGCUAUCCACAAAACUGGGCAAAUGAAGAUGUCGCGCUGUUCGUAACCAAGCAAGCGAGGAAGUUGCUAAUGGACCUUGCCUUGAAACAGAAUAUUGUACUAUGGUCCGGAAAUCAAAUAACCGUUCUUUCAGCACCGGUCGAAUGGGCGCUGGAACGGAAAUUGCGACGCAUUUACGCGGCAGACCGGGGCCGGAAAGCUGAACUAGAUCUAUCUGAUGCGCUGGCGAUGCUGAACCUCUUGAAGAAGGACAAGGGGAAGAGGCUGGACAUGGAAUACUAUCGCACAUUGAACAUCAACGGCUUCGACGUGGUCCCGGAUCGAGAGACGAUGCAACGAGUGUCGGCCGCUUACAAGGCAAAAUACGAUGAGGAUGUCUUCUUCUGAUCCUACUAUAGAUCGAUGGUCAUGGUCCGACCAGAGGCGACACGUGUUGUUGCCUGGGUGCCUCCGUAGCAGCCAAGGCUGGUAACCUCUCUG
This is a messenger RNA of Aspergillus caelatus, 1041 nucleotides long. RefSeq lists its product as uncharacterized. Lineage: Eukaryota; Fungi; Ascomycota; Eurotiomycetes; Eurotiales; Aspergillaceae. The record is from RefSeq and is a predicted model, not a curated record. Bases 238 to 948 code for a protein of 236 amino acids. The transcript has a single exon.